GGUUUCUAACUCUCCAACCUUUUUAGUUGCUCUAUUCACAUAUGUAUAUAUGUACGUACUUGCGUAAUAUGUAUUAACUUGAAACAACAACAAUAAUACAAAGGAGAAUUUGGUCAUUCGAGCGGGUGAAAUUCGCAUAAAAAGCCACAUAUCGGAGCUAAGGCUCACGAUCCCGUAAUAUGGAACAAGAAGAACAUGCCAUUAUCAUUGCUGCACUCUCCACCUUAGCUCCUCCCCAACUUUCAGAUCUAACCCAUUCUAUCCUCUCGCAAACCCUCCAUCACCACCACCGCCUUUCCUCCCUCCUUUCCUCUCCUUCCUCCUUUUCUCUCGCUAUCCACCACCUCCAAUCCCUUUCCCUCUCUCACAAAACCCUACUUAUUGCUAACCACCUCCUCUCCUCCCUCAACCACCUCACACGCCAUUUCCACCCGCAACCACUUCCCGCCACCAUCAAACACCGUGACCUCGACGCUGCGUUGCUUCUCCUCCUCCUAUGUGAUGUUCAUCAAGAAAACCCUGAAAUACUUGCCGCCCCACGUUCAGAAUGGCGGGAAGUUUUAAGCAAGCGUUGCUCUGAUAUCAUGUUAGAUCAUUCUAGCAUUGGGGUCUACUAUGGUGGCGUUCUUUUACCCUAUAUUGAGAUGAUAGUACGGUGUUGGAAGUUUGUCAAUGGAACGGGUGGUUGUGUAGGGAAAGAAGGGAGGGAAGUGGCAGCUUCACCAGCAGCCGUGGUGGCGCUGCCGACAGUGGAGGUUAAAGGAGGUGGUGGUGGUGGUGGUGAUGGUGGUGGAGAGUGUGGGAUAUGUAAAGAAAAUAUGAGACGAGGAAGAGACGUUUGUGAAUUGCCAUGCAAACAUUUGUUUCAUUGGAUGUGCAUUUUGCCAUGGUUGACGAAGAGGAAUACUUGCCCAUAUUGCAGGUUUGAGCUUCCUACAGAAGAUGCGUUUGGAGAGAUCCAACGGCUGUGGAAUCUUCUAAUCAAGAAAGGAGGUGCUGAACAUGUCUGAUCACAGCUGGUUGAUUGACGUGGCAGAAUCAGACGGACUUGUUUGACUGCCCCUGGUCGAAGUAAACAUGGACCAUAUAUAUAACAGAUACUAUAGACUUGUAGAGGAUCACAUGUUAUUGACGAUAGGGACACGUGUGGUUAAGUAUAUGAGCAGGUGUAUAGAUAUAAAUAAAGGGAAUUAGUGGCUAGUUAGGAAAAAUCCAAUUCCUGUAUUAUAUUUAUCGACCAUGCAUACUUGUACCGAAUUGAAAUAAUUGAAUAAUAAUUUGCAUUUUUUUUCUUUUUA
Messenger RNA from Jatropha curcas, 1298 nucleotides. It is a transcript of the gene SGR9, whose product is annotated as RING/U-box superfamily protein. Gene Ontology annotation, cellular component: cytoplasm. The record is from RefSeq and is a predicted model, not a curated record. Gene Ontology annotation, molecular function: ubiquitin protein ligase activity. NCBI's taxonomy places the organism in Eukaryota, Viridiplantae, Streptophyta, Magnoliopsida, Malpighiales, Euphorbiaceae. Gene Ontology annotation, biological process: protein ubiquitination.